CUGAAAUCGGCCCCCGCACGUCAUAUUUACAAGAACAGCCCAAAUCCCCACUGCCCGUACCCAGGGCAAUCUAAUUCUAAUCCCUAGCGAUCCGAUCGACCAAGCUCCACGAACAUACGGAAUCGCCGCCGCCGCCGCGUCUCAUGGCCAACCAUGGGGAUCUCUCCCCGCCGACCGACAGCCGCUCCCAGCAGCAGCCGAUUCCAGUCUUGUACCAGUCACGGUACGCCAAAACACCAGAGGGCACUCCGCUUUCCUUUGUACUCUACUACACGCCACUUCCUCCAAGUGCUGCGGCUACUCCGAGCCCCGUGCACCAAGAUGGAGCCACAAAGGUGCUCUGCUUGACCCGCAUGUUUUCACCCGAUCGGCUCGCGGACGAUGUGUAUUACCGCAACUUUUGCUGGUGGAUGGCAGUAGAAGGGCGGAGACACGGCGGUAAACUGGUGAGAACCGUGGUCCCACGGCCUGACCCCAGCGGCGCUCCGGUCGCCGGAGUUGGCAAGGUGUUUCUCGAGUACGCGGAUCUCGACAGCUCAACACAUUCAAAGACGAUGUUGCACUUGACGUGGUUUCGCGGGAGGCAGGUGUUUGCCGUGUUCUACCCUGAGGACAAGUUUGCUCAUGGCAACUACGACAGAUAAAACGUGAUUAUUCCCCUGUGCAUGCAUGCUCAAUCAUUGUUAUCAAUGCACACAGUGUGGCUUUUACGGUCGAUAUGCUGUCAAUGACAUUGAUCUAUGUAUGGGCUCGCCGGUUUUGCUCUUCUCACGAUAGGGAGCCUCUCCACUCCUGGAUGAAUUUCCUAAUUUCCCGCCUAAGCGGGCUGUAAUCUACUAGUUGUGUUCAUGUUUUCUUUCUGUUACCCACCUUGUAGCCUGCUGCUGAUGGCCUCGGCCUAACAUUAUGUAUGGCUGCCCAGCCUCUUCGAGUUGGCAAUAUAAACCUGUGGACAAAUUUGUGCUGUUA
Molecule: messenger RNA, 969 nt
Organism: Triticum aestivum (bread wheat)
Lineage: Eukaryota; Viridiplantae; Streptophyta; Magnoliopsida; Poales; Poaceae
Product: splicing factor U2af large subunit A
Exons: 5
Coding region: 144-644 (166 amino acids)
Molecular function (GO): nucleic acid binding
Source: RefSeq, a predicted model, not a curated record